Sardina pilchardus (European sardine) is the source of this 1902-nucleotide messenger RNA. RefSeq names its product nurim (gene nrm). Gene Ontology annotation, cellular component: nuclear membrane. The coding region runs from base 59 to 913 and encodes 284 amino acids. The transcript is spliced from 4 exons. The record is from RefSeq and is a predicted model, not a curated record. Lineage: Eukaryota; Metazoa; Chordata; Actinopteri; Clupeiformes; Clupeidae.
GCAGUAGCCUAACUCAUCCCGGAAAUUAGUUUUACGUAGAAAAAAAGUAAAUUUUGACAUGGCGUCAGUCGACCUCCGUAUGUCUUACCUGAGCGUUUUAGCUCUUUUAAACUUUGUUUUUGUAUUCGUGACCGGUACUGACUUUGUGCGUUUCAUCUCCUUCCGAGCCAUUUACCACAACAUCACGGGGGGGUCGGCGCUCUGUCAAGAGUCUGUGCCAUGGUCCGUGGCAAUGAGGGACACAUCAGUCAUCAAGGCUGUGUGUGUAGACCUCAUCCUGUUGGCCCUCUUCACUGUUCAGCAUAGUGUUCUGGCCUGGGCGCCCGUUAAACAGGCCUGUCAGUCUGUCUUGGGAGUGCUAAACCGGGCUAUGUACUGUUCCACAACGGCUCUCGCUCUGCAGGUUUUAAUGCGUUUCUGGCAGCCUGUGACUAACGCCCCCUGCCUGUGGUCGGUGCACAAUGCACCCUGGGACAUCUGGUUCCCUCUGAUCUGCUUCGUUUUUCAUUUUCUGGCCUGGGCGAUUAUCUUCAGUAUCCUACUCAUAUUCGACUAUGGUGAACUGCUGGGAAUCAAACAGGUGUAUUAUGAGUGCCUUGGCAUGGGUGACCCCUUGGCCUUGAAAUCUGCCCGAGCGCAACGGCUCUAUUCUCACCUGCGCCACCCCGUGUGUCUGGAGCUUGGCGUCGUCCUCUGGCUCCUCCCCACCUUCCCGCUGGACAGGCUGCUGCUGGCGGGUUACCUGACCAUCUACCUGGCUCUGGCCCACUCUCUGGACACCCAAGACUGUGCCUAUUUGAGUGUGCAGCUGCGCAGCAAGAUGCAGCUCUUCUCCAUGCCACCAGGUGGCAGUGCUGAGGCAUUGUCAAACACAGCUAACAAUAAUAACAACAACAAUCACAAGCAUGAUUGAAUAUAGGCUGCAGUAUUGAUGUCAUGUGUGUGGGGGAAGAAAUGGGGGAAGAGACGUACCGAAUUAGUCUUCUGACAACCAACAUGGAGACAGGCAAACAAAGAAACAAACACACAAAUCACUGAUGUUUACAGCUGCAUCCGAACUAAAGAGGAGCUACAUAUCACACUGCAGUUACCUUGAAUGUUAAACCGUUAGUGUUUAAGGCAAUGAGGUAGAUUAUGCUUGCUGCAGUACUACAUAAUGUAUGUAAACAUGACUGUUUUCUACAGUCAGCGAAUAGUACUAUUCAGGACAUUGCAAUAUGCAUGCUUGUUGAAGAACAUAAGCGCAUAUUUUUUAGAGAGUUUCAUCUUUGAUGUGUAUAUUUGGGCAUUAUCCAAUUUUAUAGUAUUUCGUGUAGUAGCCUACAUUUUGUACCAAUUGCUGCAUGCAAGGGCUUUUCAUGUAAAUGCCUUUCACCGCAGUUUGGGUUAACAGUCAGAAUAUGAUUGAUCAACCCUAUCAAACAUAUCAGAGUGCCAAGCUAUUUGCUUUGCUAGUAAUGUUCAUUAUAGAAAUGUUCAUAAGUGCAUCUGCAGAAAUGUUACAUUCACAGGGAUUGGAAUUUACCACUUUUCAACAGCCACAAGGAACUAGGCUGCAUUGUUUUUAUUGAUUUAUUUAAGGACCAAAAAAAGCUGCUAAAAGUCUUAACAUGGUGAUUUCCUAAACAAGGGGACAAAAUUGUGCAGAGUGUGUGUAAAUGCAGACGUCAGUGUUUAAUAAUGAGAGAAAUCAAGUGUUGUGUAUUUUUACAAUCAGUAUAAAGACUAAAGUAAUGUAGUUUCUACUUGCACAGAGCUUUGGGGGCCUUUUGCAAAUCCCAACACAGCUUAUACACUGGAAAGACAUAUGUUACUGUCUGAGCUACGCACUAGUCCAUAUAAUGAAAGAUACACUAUAGGCCUAAAGCAUGAGGUUUUAAUAAUAAUAACAAUAAUAAUAAA